Molecule: messenger RNA, 753 nt
Organism: Spodoptera littoralis (African cotton leafworm)
Lineage: Eukaryota; Metazoa; Arthropoda; Insecta; Lepidoptera; Noctuidae
Source: the annotation of a GenBank genome assembly
AUGAGUUCGCAAGUAGAACGAUCAUCAUCGGCCCCCAAGGACAUAUCGUUUGUCGAGAGACAAAUAAAACGCAUCAAAAGACUGCGAUCGCUGCACUCUGCUAGAAAUCAAGCAAGGACGCACAACCAACAUGAAGUAGUUGCUGAACAGGCUAGGAAUAAGCUGCCGCCGAACUACGAGGCCAAGGGACGACAAGCUGAAUGGCUGCGCGACGACCAAACAAAGCAUCAAGAUACAGAGAAAGCAGAAAAACAUUACGCCAGAGUGAAUUUAUUAAACUUAUUAUCAGCAGUAGAAGCUGAGCGACUUGAAUGUAAAAAGAAGAAAAGGAAUUCUGAUGAAGAAUUCUCCACAUAUGAACAAGCUACCGUGAGACAACACAACAAGUUGGUUAAAAUUAUGCCAGCAGCUGGUAUGGAGCAGUAUGAGAAAGAGAAACAGAAGUAUGGCGAUGCUUUCUACGGUGGACCUAAUGUUAUCAUUCAUGGGAUGCAUGAGGACCGGAGAGAAGCUGUCGACAAGAUGUUGAUGACCUGGAAGGCAGAUUCCAAGAGACUCGCUACUCUAGGAGACGUGCACACAAUCACGAUGCAGAUAUUGAUUACAUUAACCAGAGAAAUGCUAAUUUCAACAAGAAACUGGAGAGAUUUUACGGAGAGCAUACAGCUGAAAUUAAACAGAACUUGGAGCGUGGAACUGCCAUAUAGUUAUUGUAAGCUGAAACUAUUUGUCCAAAGCUGUUGUACCUUAUAG